This is a messenger RNA of Ailuropoda melanoleuca (giant panda), 1162 nucleotides long. It is a transcript of the gene SEC22A, whose product is annotated as SEC22 homolog A, vesicle trafficking protein. The coding region runs from base 48 to 761 and encodes 237 amino acids. The record is from RefSeq and is a predicted model, not a curated record. Gene Ontology annotation, biological process: endoplasmic reticulum to Golgi vesicle-mediated transport. Lineage: Eukaryota; Metazoa; Chordata; Mammalia; Carnivora; Ursidae. The transcript has 5 exons.
AAUGUUUUUUACACUAUAGUUUUAUUAGCUCUCUGGGAGUGAGCUACAUGAUGUUGUGCACUGAAAAUUACCCAAAUGUUCUGGCCUUCUCUUUCCUGGAUGAGCUUCAGAAGGAGUUCAUUACUACUUAUAACAUGAUGAAGACAAAUACUGCUGUCAGACCAUACUGUUUCAUUGAAUUUGAUAAUUUCAUUCAGAGGACCAAGCAGCGAUAUAAUAAUCCCAGGUCUCUUUCAACAAAGAUAAAUCUGUCUGACAUGCAGAUGGAAAUCAAGCUGAGGCCCCCUUAUCAAAUUUCCAUGUGUGAACUGGGGUCGGCCAAUGGAGUCACAUCUGCAUUUUCUGUUGACUGUAAAGGUUCUGGUAAGAUUUCUUCUGCUCACCAGCGACUGGAACCAGCGACUCUGUCAGGGAUUGUGGCAUUUAUCCUCAGUCUUUUAUGUGGAGCUCUGAAUUUAAUUCGAGGUUUUCAUGCCAUAGAAAGUCUUUUGCAGAGUGAUGGUGAAGAUUUUAAUUACAUUGUUGCGUUUUUCCUUGGAACAGCAGCCUGCCUUUACCAGUGUUAUUUACUUGUCUACUACACCGGCUGGCGGAAUGUCAAAUCUUUUUUGACUUUUGGUUUAAUCUGUCUGUGCAACAUGUAUCUCUAUGAACUGCGAAACCUGUGGCAGCUUUUCUUUCACGUGACUGUGGGCGCGUUUGUUACACUGCAGAUCUGGCUGAGGCAAGCCCAGGGCAAGGCUCCUGAUUAUGAUGUCUGACCCCAUCCUUCAGACAUACUGCCCUGGCUUCUGGGGAACUGCCACUGUGAUGAAGAAACUGUUCACCACAAUCGAGAAGCUCUGCUUUCUUUGUCUCCAACUCUCCUUUUUGUUUUAAGUCAGCAUGGCAUGCCUGGGAGCAUGCAGUACCUGCUAGGCAAACUCCUCAUGUUAGCCAGAGGAGGAGGAGACUUCUCUCUCCAGGGCCACGACAGUGGAAGAACAGUCAGAAGCUGUUGGAAGACUUGGCCAGCUGUCCUGGAUCCUUCUGAAGAGUUCAAUCAGAAAAUGUGUGUGGUCCAUGCUCUGAGGACCAAGCGGGAACUCUACAGCUUGGGUUUGCCUUUGUGAGGCAUGAGUAUAGCCAAAAUAAAAAGAUGCCGUGGAGUUGAUGUUUAAAA